Arachis duranensis is the source of this 623-nucleotide messenger RNA. Its product is annotated as protein SMALL AUXIN UP-REGULATED RNA 12-like. Bases 63 to 443 code for a protein of 126 amino acids. Gene Ontology annotation, biological process: response to auxin. The transcript has a single exon. The record is from RefSeq and is a predicted model, not a curated record. Lineage: Eukaryota; Viridiplantae; Streptophyta; Magnoliopsida; Fabales; Fabaceae.
CUAUUCUUUCUUCUUGCUAUCUCUCUCUCUUUCUCUCUCUGAGGUAGCACAAGCCAAUAACUAUGAAGGCAAAGUUUCUGAGAGAGUACCUUAACAAGUGUAAGAAACUGGUGGUGAGAGGAGCUACCAAUCCUUCUUGUUCUUCCUAUGAAUACUUCUGUGAAUGGUUUUUGUGGCCUUCCAUGCACAAAAGAUGCUCCAUUCCAAGUGAUGUUCCAAAGGGACACUUGGUUGUGUAUGUAGGAGAGAAUCGCAAGAGAUAUGUGAUCAAGGUUACACUCCUCAACCAUCCACUCUUCAAGGCCUUGCUUGAUCAAGCUCAGGAAGAAUACGAUUUCGUCGCGGAUUCAAAACUAUGUAUUCCUUGUGAUGACCACUUCUUCCUAAGUGUCCUUCAAUGUGCGAGCUCGCCGAAGAAGGAAACGGUGUUUGCUCGGCUCUGAGAAACCAUCAUGCUGUUUGAUCAAUUGUUACUUCUAACGAGUAUGCUCAUAUGUUAGCCAUGACUGAUAUCUUGUAAGUAUGAUUAUUGAGGCUAAAGUGUCAUGUAGCUGAUAGAUGUAAAUCAAAUUGAGGAACUGAGAUGAUCCUAUUCUAUUUCUCUAUCAUUUUGAUUAUUUCAA